This is a messenger RNA of Mytilinidion resinicola, 1170 nucleotides long. RefSeq lists its product as uncharacterized. The coding region runs from base 118 to 1047 and encodes 309 amino acids. The record is from RefSeq and is a predicted model, not a curated record. Lineage: Eukaryota; Fungi; Ascomycota; Dothideomycetes; Mytilinidiales; Mytilinidiaceae. The transcript has a single exon.
UCCCAUUUUGAUCUCAAUCAGAGCAUUAGCUAACAUCCGGAACAGCGCAAAGAGGAGAAUCGAAUUGGCAAUUGGAACAAGGCGGAAAAGAAUAGACAAACUGAGCAAGCCAAGCAGAUGGGCAGGGCCGUCACGCCGAUCAAGAAGACCCCGCGCGUCAUCCCGUGGAAAAAGACCAAGGAAGAGCCGCCCUUGAAUGCUGUGGUUGCAGAGGCAGCCGCCCUUGGGAUCAGUAUCCCUCACACGUACCGCUAUCUCCUGGUACAGGAUGGUGUCAUUAUGCCCGCGCAUUACCUCCCUCAUUGGGACGCGGAAGACGUCUCUACUGAAGAUCAGCAGGCAUCUGUAGAAGACCAAACAGUUCUAGAUGCUACUCCAGCUUCCGCUCCUCAACCCAAGAAGCGUAAAGCUAAGAACCCGAAACCGAAAGCUAAGAACCCAAAGCCAAGGCCCAGCCGGAAGAAGACCAACCCUCUACCACAACCAUCUAGCGAAGCACCGGCUGAUCCAGCGCCGCAGGAGUUUGCGCCGGACAUGUACCAAGACGCUCACGCAGAAAGCCUGUUUGACACGCAUUUUGGACGACCAGGAUACUCGCAGCAGGACAUGACGGCAUCUCAAGCCAACCCGGUCGGAUCUCUAGUUCCACCAGUUCCAUCCCUGCGGCUCAAUACCAAACUUCCUGCGAAUCCACCUCCCACGAAUCGCACCCCACGUCCCUUCCUCGAUCUUGUGCCACUGAAUCAAGCCUCGAGGCAUAUCCUAAAUGCAGAAAUCAAGAAGAACGACCAAGAGUUCGACAUCGCGUUGCCUACUGAGGAUCAGACCUCGAAUGUAGCGAUUCUUGCGUUCAUUCUUGGAAUGCCACCAGACUUCUUCGGCAGCGAUUCCACUGUGGAAACUUCCUUUGGUAACGCCGGUGGUCUCAGCGAAGACAGCAUCAUGAGCAAUCAGAGCUUUGGUAGCUCCUUGGAUCAGAGCUUUGAUGGCUUCUUGAAUCAGAGCUUCGAUGGCUUCUUGGACCAGAGCUUUGAUUUUGGAUCAUGAAUGGCAGCUUUAGCUUUUGUAUGAAUAUGUGUGAAGCUUCGGUUGCUAGAGAAGGUUUAGGGACGGCAUAUUGUUUUUUUAGAACGGUACAGCCUGGACUAUUAGUUAGGACCGUCCUAUACU